Rhopilema esculentum is the source of this 2903-nucleotide messenger RNA. RefSeq lists its product as uncharacterized. NCBI's taxonomy places the organism in Eukaryota, Metazoa, Cnidaria, Scyphozoa, Rhizostomeae, Rhizostomatidae. The record is from RefSeq and is a predicted model, not a curated record.
AAUGAAAAUCAUGUUACUUGUGUUUCCUUUUGAAAUUUUUAUCAGGGACAGGCAAUGCAAGUAACCUUUGGAGGACUCUAGUGAAAAGAAGAAAUAAUCAGUCAAUGGAACUUUCGAAUAUUAGCAAGUAGUAAGCACAUUAUAUUGGUUUGUUUUAAGAAAAAGAAUGGAAAUCUUUUGGUGUUGGAGAAAGUUCUUUUAAGAAUUGGUUUCUACAAAUAAAAAUGUAUUUGACGAUGUUUAAAAUUUUGCAAAGGGCUGCAUUUUAUUCACAAAUAUGAGCAAGAAACUGUCUGAGAAUAUUGAUUGUUUUCUCCAGGUUUAAACUGUAGUCAGUAAAUGAUAAUGUCAAGGUUUUGUUUUAACCCACAAUGGUAGUUGUGCGCUAGUAUAUGGAUGUUUAUUUUAAAAGAAUAAUAUCCACACAAGCCAGAAAAGGUACAAAGACAUUGAAGUUACUUGAGGGAUCUUGAGAUUUCUUUGCCUCUGCCAUUUUGAUGAUGUAUUUAAACGUUCUUUUGGUGCAACAAAAUGUGGUGUAGAACUGCGACUUGUGGUAAAAAUGCUGAAUUGAUUUUAUAUGUUAUCAAAGGGCUAGAGCGUGGUAAAUAUCAUUGUUGAAAUAUGGAAUUUAUUUUGUAUUUUUUGUUGAAAUCGGAAAUCGAUGAUAAUUUUUUAGAUUUUUGUAGCAAAUUCAGCCGUGAAAACGAAUGAUUAUUUGAGGAUAAUUUAAAAAAAGCUAUUGAAAGCAUUGUGCUAAGAGCUCUCUAAAAUUUUGGUAGCUUUCCGACUGUUCCAUUUCUUGGUUGUCUGCUGUUUUUCCUUUUUCAAAUUGAUUGAUUGGUAGAUUGCAAAUAUCGUAUUGACCUUGAACUCAUAGCUCAUAAAAUCCAACUUUCCCACCUACAUUUGUUACUAUAUAAAAUCCUUUUAUGUUAAGAAUAAAAAAAUGCACCGGAAGUGCAAAAAAGCCUAUUCCAGCUCACAAUGUUGCAGAAACUGGGCCAUUUAUUGUCUGGAGAAGAAGACAAGAACCAAAAAAACUCUGAACUUUUUUCUUCUGUUCUCUCCUCUCCAGCUAAUGCAAACUAUUAAUUAAUUCAAACCUGUAUGCUGUUCAUGGUGAAGAGAUUGGCAAAAGUUACACGGCACUGUCUCAUGGUGAGCUCGCAUGGAGGAAAAUUGAUUUGAUAGAGUUUUGCAGGUCUCUGGCCCACCUUAUUUAUAUGGGCAUUGUCAAGAUAUCCUAUUUUCUGGAUUGUUAUGGUCAAUGUUUCCGCCAACAUUUAGAAGAUAUUGUGCAAUUCUUGCAAUCUUUAAGGCUGUGAUCAACAAAAUGUGAUACACUGGGGUUUUAAAUGAUGGAUUUUAGCAGACUAAGGUCUUCCACUGGCUACAGUUGGGAUAUGGUAGUUAAUACUGGCAGAAAAAAAGGAGACGGCUGGGGUGACUACACGGUGAAGUAGACAACCUUCAAGGAAUACCUGAAGCAUUAGGUAGACAAAGGUCCACGUCAGCGGCAGAUGAGAUUUCUGGUUUAUUGUCGCGGGUAGCAGCAAGAGUUGUUAUCAAGCUGACAGAGCCUUUGAAGAAUAAGGGCUACAUACUGUUUGUUGAUAAUUGUUAUACAAGCAUUCCUUUAUUUUAAUAUCUUUCAUCUGUUGGGUUACAUGCAGUUGAAACCAUAAUAGAGAGUUUACGAAACAAGACGAGACAGAUCGAGAAAAGCUGAAAAGGUCUGGAAUCUAGUCAUCCCGAUGCGUUGACCUUUUUCCUGUUACGAUUCACAACGUGCCUGUCACAACGCAUUGCAGUUUGGUGCCAAAUUCAGUUUACUCGAAGCUGCAAAAAUGGCAAACAAUUUAUUCAUCGUGCUCGAGGAAAAUAUGGAAGAUGUCGAGGACUAACUUUUAUUACAUUGUGGUCACGCAAACAACGUUAAUCUUCAUUUAGAGCUUCCAUAUUUUAAAUAUGAACGUUUUAGCUUGGAAGAUAUGGCCAAAGAGGAGUGCUCUGUUGAAAUGCGUUUCGAAAAGCAGGACAUAUACAAUCUUGUGCAAGCCCUUCAACUGCCAGAAAUUUAUCGAUGCUACAAUGGUGUCAUUGUCGGCCCCGUUGAAGCGCUUUGUGUCUGCUUGAAGCGUUUCACAUAUCCCUGCCGGUACGCGGAUUUAGUCCCAAGAUUCGGAAGGCCUGUUCCGCAACUAUGCAUGAUCUUCAACUUGGUGGUUGAGGAUAUAUAUGACAGGUUUUCCAAUCUACUGAACGACCUGAACCAGCCAUGGCUCUCAAGAGAGAAUCUCCAGUCAUUUGCUGAUGCAAUACACAACAAAGGUGCUGCAUUGGACAACUGCUGGGGAUUUGUUGAUGGCACUGUCAGGCCUAUAUGCAGGCCAACCAGGAAUCAAAAAGCUGUCUACAAUGGGCACAAAAGGGUUCAUGCACUCAAGUUUCAGUCAGUUGUUGCUCCAAAUGGUAUGAUUGCAAACCUUUUUGGGCCUGUUGAAGGUAGAAGACAUGACAGCAGAUUGCUUGUAAUGUCUGGUCUACUUAAGCAAUUAGAACAGCACUCGUUUUCCCCAGAUAGUGCAACUCUUUGCAUCUAUGGUGACCCUGCAUUCCCGCAUCGUGUUCACCUCCAGCGCCCGUUUGCAAGAAGAGCAGCUCUCACACCUGAUGAGCUUGCUUUUAAUCAAUCAAUGAGUCACGUAAGAAUUUCUGUUGAGUGGGUGUUUGGAGACAUCAUCAACUCCUUCAAGUUUGUGGAUUUCAAGAAAAAUCUCAAGAUUGGCCUCAGUUCUGUUGGGAAAUUUUAUGCUGUCAGUGCAUUGUUAAGAAAUGCUUUAACCUGCUUGUAUGGCAACAGCACUGCAAAAUUCUUUUUAGCCCCCAACACUAAAUGA